Molecule: messenger RNA, 8444 nt
Organism: Pygocentrus nattereri (red-bellied piranha)
Lineage: Eukaryota; Metazoa; Chordata; Actinopteri; Characiformes; Serrasalmidae
Gene: sh3gl3a
Product: SH3-domain GRB2-like 3a
Exons: 11
Coding region: 186-1340 (384 amino acids)
Biological process (GO): endocytosis; synaptic vesicle uncoating
Cellular component (GO): glutamatergic synapse; cytoplasm; presynapse
Molecular function (GO): protein binding
Source: RefSeq, a predicted model, not a curated record
UAAAAAAAAAGAGCAAAAGAUAACAGUCCAAAAAACCCACCGCGAUAUGCAGCCACAGGCAACACUCGCUCACAUAGGAGCUCGUCUGCUGUGAUUCUCAGGCGACCCGUGAAGGACUACUUUACCUUUUUUUGCAUUGUCUGAACUCUAUCUUUGGCUCUCAGCUUCCACUUUCUGUGUUGAGGAUGUCGGUAGCAGGCUUGAAGAAGCAGUUUCAUAAAGCCAGUCAGUUGUUGAGUGAGAAGAUAAGUGGUGCUGAAGGAACGAAGCUCGAUGAGGACUUUAUGGAGAUGGAGCGGAAAAUCGAUGUCACCAACAAGUCUGUUUUUGAGCUUCUAACCAAAACCACAGAGUACCUCCAGCCGAACCCUGCAUCGCGAGCCAAGCUGGGGAUGCUGAACACCAUGUCUAAGAUCAGAGGGCAGGUGAAGACGACAGGUUACCCGCAGACCGAGGGGCUUCUGGGGGACUGCAUGCUGAAAUACGGCCGCGAUCUCGGGGACGACUCCGCAUUUGGUUGUGCUCUGGUGGACGUUGGAGAAGCUAUGAAACAGAUGGCUGAUGUUAAGGACUCCCUUGAUAUCAGCGUGAAGCAGAACUUUAUUGACCCACUGCAGACCCUGCAAGACAAGGACCUGAAAGAGAUUGGGCAUCAUCUGAAGAAGCUGGAGGGACGCCGGUUAGAUUUCGACUACAAGAAGAAGCGCCAGGGGAAGAUUCCCGACGAGGAGAUCAAACAGGCUGUGGAAAAGUUUGAGGAGUCCAAAGAGCUCGCAGAGAGGAGCAUGUUCAACUUCUUAGAAAAUGAUGUGGAGCAGGUGAGCCAGUUAGCGGCUCUGAUCGAGGCCGCACUGGAGUACCACCGUCAGUCCUCAGAAAUCCUGGAGGAUCUAAACAGCAAACUGCAGAACAGGAUAGCCUCAGCCAGUAGCCGGCCUAAGAAAGAGUUCAAGCCAAAGUCCAUCAUGUCCAGCCUGGAGGCCCUCGAUGUCACUCAACAGAACGGCCUCUCCUACAGUUCCUCUCUGAAGUCCACAGAUAUUCAAGUCAGCCACAGUGUAAAUGGAAAAACUGAUCACAUCAGCUACCACCCCCCCAUGACACACACGUGGUCUGAAAGCCCCCGAGACAGUGAGACAGAGCUGCACAUGGACCAGCCGUGCUGCCGCUCGCUCUACGACUUUGAGCCGGAGAAUGAAGGCGAGCUCGGCUUCAAAGAGGGCGACAUCAUCAUCCUCACCAACCAGAUCGACGAGAACUGGUACGAGGGGAUGAUCAACGGAGAGUCGGGCUUCUUCCCCAUCAACUACGUGGAGGUCCUAGUGCCCCUCCCCCAAUGAGGUCAAUGACUCUACCCAGAAACAUUUCCCUGCUGCAUUCUUCUCCAUGGAAGUGCUGCGUUUUACCACAGACAGUUUAUUUUCCAGUAUUUAUUUUUUUUCUCUUCUGUCGGUUUCCACGGUUGGUGGUAUGCAGUAACCUGUGUUGGCUUCUGAUUUUAGCCCUUGGCUUUUGCUCUUUGGUUGUUCCUGAAAACGUGUUGCAUCCAAUAGGGUGGCUGCAUUCGUCUCUUAGGGGUUUUUCUGCUCUGAUGUGGUUUAUCAGUUUAUCUGCCUGCGGUGGUCUUAUGUGUUGCUGAAACACAUUUUUAUGGACUGUGAGUAUCUCUACUGCUACUCAUGUGAAUGUUUAUCUCCCCAAGUACUUAACCUCUCUCUCUCUUUCUCUCUCACUCACUCUGGCUUUCUCUCUCUUUCUCUUGAUCUGUAGCCCUGUUGGAGCUGGAUGAGUUUUAUUUGCAGAAGUAAGUGAUUACCAGCAACAUUAGCGAUGGGUAGAGCUUUAAUCGGACCUGGUAUUUUGAUCCCAACCCAAAGGUAGAGCUCAACAUAAAUCUGUCGUAUACUGACCUGAACUCAACCACCAUCCAAAGCUGAUGUAUAUUCCACUGUAAUUAAUACUGAAUGUCCAGUGCAGUUUUACAUUACUGUUAUUUACUUUUAAAUGAGCCGUAAUGAGUCAUACACUGUGUGUCCAAAAGUUUGUGGACACCCCUUCAUAUCAGUGCAUUUAGCAGCAAUGUACCUUCUGCUGAUACCGGAGUUCAAAUGCACACACAGCUUGUAUAAUCGCCACGGAAAAGCAUUGACAAUUGAAUGGGACGUUAAAAGUCCAAUGCCAAGUGUGGGCUAGAGCGGUAUAAAGCCCCGCAGCUUUGGGCUGUGGAGCAGUGAAACUGUGUUCUCUGGAGUGGUGGAGCUCCAUCCCAUCCCAUAGAACUGACCAUCCAACUUCAGUGCCUGACCUCACUAAUGCACAAGCAAAUCCUCACAACAAUGUUCCAACGUCUAGUGUAAAGUCUUGCCAGAAGAGUAGAGGCUGAUACUGCAGUAAGUAAUGGAGGACACUUUCCUUUAAACUACUCUUGAUUUUGGAAGAAACACUGGAUAAGCAGGUGUCCACAAACUUUUGGCCCUAUAGUGUGUGUAUAUAUGCUCCCAAAAACAUCUCAGAAGUUCUGGAUAAACAUUACAGUGUGCAAAAGUUUAGAAUACAUGCUUGAACGUUUGUUGCAAAUAAAUAUUCAAAACAUUCUGAUAAGUUCACUUUGUGCAACUUCAUAUUUCAAAUCAUUAGUAGGAAGCUAAAGGGGAACGUUUGCGUUUUCCAGAAAGAGCAUUAAAAAGUGAAAUUACAGUGAACAAAUUAUCCAGAAUGUCCUGUGUUUCCAGUGGUGGUUAAAUCUCAAGGCCAAUAGCUUGACAUAAAUUAUUAUAUUAUAUUAUUUAUUAUUGAAUAAUUUCAUGUUGUUCCCAGUUCUGAAUGCUGCAUUCCAUUCAGUAUUUCAAGUUGGACACAAAAGGAAAUUAUUCCUUUACUAAUUUAUAAUGUUUACAUAACAUAUUUGGGUCCAAACCCAAACAAACCCUACUUCAGGCUGUAUUUCACACUAACAAAACAAAAAUUGCUAAUAGACGUGUACAAGAAAAGCUUUAAAGGGGAAUUUCAUCUUAUUUUUUUUUUUUUUAGAGUUUCUUUAGAAUUAUUCAAUAUCUCAGAUGCAAACUGUCAUUUAAAGUGGUUUGAAAUGGUUCUGAUUGUGAUAGGAACCAGGAGUCGCCAUGACUCCAACACAAAUAUAGACAUUUUAUUUUACUACUACGUUUGGGGACUAUUUUGCCUCACCACACCCUGCAUGUGUCCUUCCACCAUAAAUGAAUUUUAAGCAAUAUGUUUUCAACAUAAACCUUUAUUAAAGGCAUCAAGCGAUAGAUUUGUAAACAUUUCAUGUGAUAACUUUCUGUGAGUUUUAGAGGUCAGACGCCUGGUUCCUAUCACCACCACUGUGAGCACUUCUGAGACUAGAACGGAGGAUUCAGGCCUCUUUGAAUGACUUUGUUUACAUCUUCACCACUUAAUUAUGCAGAGCUUUUGAAAAAUCGGUGGAAUUCCCCUUUAAAGACACUGGAUAACUGACGUAAUCCAGCUCCAACAGUGCUACUCUCUCUCUCUCUCUCUCUCUCUCUCUCUCUCUCUCUCUCUAAACGUCUCUGUUUACAUGUGACUUAUUGUGAUUAUAGGGAAUCAUAGUAGCAGUCACAGUGUUGUAUUGGAUCGGGCGGAGACCGAAUACUCUCACUCCCUCAAGUGCUUUUUUUUUUAGUAUUAUUGUUAGCAUUGUUUUUAUUUCGAGACAGUAGUUGUAUUGCACUAAAGCUUUAGAAUCCACACCCAUUCACACAGCACAUGGACUUCUUCUGUUUUUGUCUAUGGAACAUUGCACUUUCUACUGUAACUCUCAGCCAUGUAUUUAGUACAAAUUUAUCAUGAGUCGUAUCUGUAAGGCUGUGUUCAGACUGCAGGCGAAUCAGAUUUGUUUCUCAAAUCCGAUCAUUUAAGGUGACUCUCCGCACUGUUAUUUGCAAGUGAUGUCCAGACGUCACCUGCCGAUCUGCAUGGGUUGCCAUGGUAACGAUGUAGGCGUCAGUUACUACGUAGCUACGUUGGUGACGUGGUUUCAAACGCGGAUGCAGGAGAGAUGGAGCUGCAUCAUCUCGCCCUCUAAACUCUUCAGAAUUCUCUGGAAUAAGCAUUAAUCUUUGGUGCUUUUCCUGAAUUCCAGCUCUUCCACUCUUGAUUUGACGUCAAUAGACGCUUUGAAAUCUGAUUUGAGCGUCGCGUUUCAAACCACUUCCAAAUGUGGUUUGGGUCCGAUUUGCAAAAAUCGGAUUACAUGUGGUUUUUAGCUGUCCAGACUAUCGAACAUCAGUCCAGAUAUAAUCUGGAUAUGCCAAAAAUCGGAUUUCAUGUGGUUUUUAGCUGUCCAGACUAUCGAACAUCAGUCCAGAUAUAAUCUGGACAUGCCAAAAAUCGGAUUUCAUGUGGUUUUUAGCUGUCCAGGCUAUCGAACAUCAGUCCAGAUAUAAUCUGGAUAUCCCAAAAAUCGGAUUUCAUGUGGUUUUUAGCUGUCCAGACUAUCGAACAUCAGUCCAGGUAUAAUCUGGACAUGCCAAAAAUCGGAUUUCAUGUGGUUUUUAGCUGUCCAGACUAUCGAACAUCAGUCCAGAUAUAAUCUGGACAUGCCAAAAAUCGGAUUUCAUGUGGUUUUUAGCUGUCCAGACUAUCGAACAUCAGUCCAGAUAUAAUCUGGAUAUCCCAAAAAUCGGAUUUCAUGUGGUUUUUAGCUGUCCAGGCUAUCGAACAUCAGUCCAGAUAUAAUCUGGAUAUGCCAAAAAUCGGAUUUCAUGUGGUUUUUAGCUGUCCAGACUAUCGAACAUCAGUCCAGAUAUAAUCUGGAUAUCCCAAAAAUCGGAUUUCAUGUGGUUUUUAGCUGUCCAGGCUGUCGAACAUCAGUCCAGAUAUAAUCUGGAUAUGCCAAAAAUCGGAUUUCAUGUGGUUUUUAGCUGUCCAGACUAUCGAACAUCAGUCCAGAUAUAAUCUGGAUAUGCCAAAAAUCGGAUUUCAUGUGGUUUUUAGCUGUCCAGACUAUCGAACAUCAGUCCAGAUAUAAUCUGGAUAUCCCAAAAAUCGGAUUUCAUGUGGUUUUUAGCUGUCCAGGCUGUCGAACAUCAGUCCAGAUAUAAUCUGGAUAUGCCAAAAAUCGGAUUUCAUGUGGUUUUUAGCUGUCCAGACUAUCGAACAUCAGUCCAGAUAUAAUCUGGAUAUCCCAAAAAUCGGAUUUCAUGUGGUUUUUAGCUGUCCAGGCUAUCGAACAUCAGUCCAGAUAUAAUCUGGAUAUGCCAAAAAUCGGAUUUCAUGUGGUUUUUAGCUGUCCAGACUAUCGAACAUCAGUCCAGAUAUAAUCUGAUACAGUCUGAACGCAGCCUUAGAAUCAACUUUAUGUGUACAGAGAGAGACUUAUAUCACUACGACUCAUAUUUUGGACUGUAUGUGAUGAUAAACUGCUUGCUUGUAAUUAAGGUUUGCCCAGUAUCGUACUCUGAAUGAAGUUACAAAAUCUGAAUGAAACAUUCUUCGUGGUAUGUUCUCGGUAGACGAGUCCUGUGCGUAUCAAACUUAUUUCAUAAACUGACUGUGUUGUCUAAUUGGAGUGUCCUAAUAUUACCAAAACAAAGAUAUGCCAUAUACCACUACGCCAUAAUCCAUACCCUGUCUAGUUUAGUUAGCUGCUUGCUUCCUCUGUGUUUUGUUUCGUCUGCUAUGCAGAAAGGAUGCAGUUUCGCAUGAUCUUCUUAAAGUCAUUCCCUUUUAUUAACUUUGCUGUUCUUCUGUCGUUGUUGCUCCUGCUGGUCGAAUGAGUGAUCGUUAGAAGUGAUAAAGGAGAGAAGAGCCUUAUUUACAGUAUUAAUCAGUUCAGACCUCAAAUAGGUCUGAUCCAGGAUUUGUGCUCAGAACACGUCGCUUUCCAGGAAACCCUCUGUUAACUAGUGUAAUGUUUAAAGACUCGAGCAUUUUUCAGCUUAACCUCUAUCUGCUACAUCUGUAGUGAACGGCUGAUUACCAUGAACCGUUAUUCUAACGUGUGUCGUGUUUAGGAAACAACAGCAAACCCUUCAACUCAACAUGUAUAGUAGAAGUCAGGGGGCAUUUGCUGAAUUGUGUUAAUUAAGCAGUAAAUCUGUAUUAGUGGCUUAGAAAUGGGACUCGUUUUCCAGAGGGAAUAAUUUGUGGCCAUUCCUGAUUAUUAAAUAAACCAGAAAAAGAAAGGACAGUCUAAAAUCAGAUGGUUCUUCAAAGGUUCUUCGGUGAAGACAGUGGUUCUAUAUAGAAGCAUGAACAAACUCUUCUGAAACAACCACACUGUAAAAAAUGAGAGGUCAGCUCAACUCAGAAUGAUAUAGUAACUGGUUACAUGGCUUUUCUGGAGUGGACACAACUUGAGGACACACAACUCAAAUUUCUUAGUUGAGUCAAAAGUGCCGUUAAUGCUUUUAGUUCUGCAUCUCAGUUAUGUAAAUAAAAUGCACUUGUUUUUUUGAUACUCAGCUUCCUCACCAGCCAAGACUCUCCAUCACGCCAUCCUGCGAGACAUUGAGUACACACUUAUGGAUGGCUGUGGCAUCGCUGGGGCUCAAACUCACAGCCUCAGACGGCUCAGCCCACUGCCCCACUCAGGAACCCAUGAAGGAACUGAGAUUUUGUGUCUACAAAUGUUUAAUAGACUGGAGAAAAUAUUUAUUGUUCUGACUUUGAAGCGUGGCGUCGUCUCAUGUGGUGCAGCUGUGUAAUAAUCCAUCCCAACAUCAGGAGGAUGUGAGUUUGAAUCCCAGCAAUACCACAGCGGUCUAUUAUCCGGAAACCCAAGAGGAGAAUAUGCCAGAUGGGACUGUGUGAUAGAAGGAGCGCCAGCUAGUGGGGAAACUGAGUAAAACAACACACAUUCAGUUUAGUUUAUUUAACCGAGAUGCAGAUCUAGAAACAGCAGCGUGGAGAAUUUUUCAGCUAAGACCUUUGAGUUGUGUGAACUCUGGUGUCCUCAAGUCGACUCAUGUAAUCAGUUACUAAAUCAUUUUAAGUUGAACUGACCUCAUUUUUUACUGAGCAUUUGCAGGCUUGAGUGCUUCUUGAUGGAGAAUAUGGUUCUGUAUAGCACCAAAAAGGGUUCUGCUACUGUUUCGAUGUCCAGCUUGUAACAAACCUUUUUGGUUUCAGAUAGGUUCUAUAUAGAACCAUAUACAACACAUUGUUCAUUUAUUUGAAGAACCACGAGUGUUCCAGGUUCUUCCUGCAGCCAUUGUCUUUACUAAAAACUGUUGAAGAUCCAUCAUUUUUCAGAGAACUAGGAACCACUUUUUUACCGCACUGUUGAAACAAAACCAAUUUUGGACAAAAUAUCUGGUCUUUACAUUGUGUGUACAUCUCAUGAUGAAUGAACCAACAGAAAUGUCCCAAAAAGUCUGGCUGACUGGCAAAAAUAGUUUGGUUUCCCUUCUCCUGUGAAGUUUACCAAUUUAGAGAUAUGAGCUUUCGUUCCAACAGCAGCAUCCAUGGCAACGGACAGUUGGUCAUCCAAGACGAUGAAUUCUUUUAUUUUUUUAGUAAUUUUUUACACUUUUUUGAGAUUUCACACCUGUUGAGUUCUUGAGGGAACACAGAUUUAAAAUUUCAUAUCAAAUGUUCCUCACAGAGACCAUGAAGUACUUACAGGUAGCUGAUGUUCACUGUUGAUCUGCUGCUCAAACUGCUUGAGCACAUCUGUACUGCCCAGUGCAGGAGACCAACAGGUUUGUCAUACAAAAAUUUUUUUUGUUUAUUGUAGUCCUAUUUACCUUUUGUUUUUUUUUUACCUUUUGUCCCAGUUUUCCGCCUUUUUUCUCCUUUGGAUAAAAAACAAGUGCAAAAACCAAAAAAAAAAAGUCUUCUGCUAAAAUGUUUCAGUGGCUGAAAGUUUGGUGCGUCCCGCUUUCGUACUGUAAUGAGAUUGAACGUAGAAACAGCGCCGUUAUGAUGGUACAGUAGUCUACUGUGGUAUCACAGGCCCACCCAAAUGGGGACAGAAUACCUCAGAACACUUGUGGUUCCGCCCUAAACCUGACUGCCCAUUGGUGUAUCCCUCAUAUUCAGCAUUUUGCUUAUUUACUAUGACAUGUCGGUCACAUUUCUGCAAUCCUAGUUACGUCCCUGUAUACAUUAACAUGCAAAAUUCAGCUACUGCCCACUGGCGUCUAUUAUGAGUUUUAUUAAGUGUAUGUCCAGGGAAACAUGCUGAAAUGAUUGUGUCUGCUAAAUGACCACACAAUACAGAUGCAGCAGGUAGAGAUUGGGUUAAAAAAAGCUUUUAUACACACUUGAAAAAGACGGUUCUUCAAGGGUUCUUUAGUAAAGAAAAGGGUCCUCUAUAGGACUGUGAACACUUGAAGAAGCCUUUGCGUGAUUAAAGGGUCUUUGCAUUGUGAAAGAUUCUUCAGACUGAUGGAGAACGUGCUGUAGAUGGUUCUGUGUAGAAGGGUUCUGUAUAGCACCAAAAAGGCUUAUUCUAUUGC